CUGUGUCUCUUCCUCCACCAUGUAGUGCUGACAGCAGGGCUCCAUCCAUGCCAUCUCUCUGCACAUCAGUCCUCACCCUGCACCGUGAUCGCGACAUAAUCCUCCAUCCAUCAUGCUGCAGCUGGGAGAUGAGUUGGUUUAUUUUUCGGUGGUGUUUCUGCUGGUGAUGCUGGGGACGAGGAGUGCAACGGGAGCUUCCCUCCUCACCGCAUUCCUCUACGUCUUCAUGGUCAUGUUCCGCUUUCCUCCGGUGCCGGCGGACCAGGCAGGCCGCGUCCUCCGGCCCCGGGCUCCGACAGGCGGCGUGCCGGUGGUGGCGCACCGUGGGGGGAGCCACGAUGCUCCGGAGAACACGAUAGCAGCGAUCAGAGAGGCCAGCAGAAAUGGGGCUACAGGAGUGGAGCUGGAUUUGAGUUUCACUGCUGAUGGAGUGGCCGUGCUGAUGCAUGACGAGACUGUGGACCGCACCACCAACGGAUCUGGACCAGUCAGCAAACUGCAGCUAGUCCAGCUUAAGAGACUUGAUGCUGCUGCCAGACACAGGCUAAAGGACAAGUUCAGUGUUGAACGGGUCCCAACUCUGCAGGAGGCAGUGCAGGAGUGCAUCAAACACCAGCUGACCAUCUUCUUUGAUGUUGGAGGUGAACCUGAUAAGGCAGCAGCGGUUCUUCAUGAGAUGUACAAGAAGUUCCCUGUCCUUUACAACUCCAGCAUCGUCUGUUCCUUUGAGCCAAAAGUCAUCUACAAGAUGCGGCAGACCGACUCCAGAGUGGUCACGGCUCUCACCCACCGACCCUGGAGACUGAGCCAUUUUGACGACGGCACUCCUAAAAGCCUGUCCACAUGGGGCCAGGUGUGGAUGGGAAUUCUGGACAUCUUACUGGACUGGGCCCACCACCACAUAUUGUGGAAGCUGUGCGGAAUCUCUGCCAUCCUUGUGCAGAAAGACUUCAUCUCGCUGGACUAUGUUCAGUACUGGGCAGAGCGAGGUGUGGAGGUGGUGGGCUGGACUGUAAACACGGCUGUGGAGAAAGAAUACUACCAAAACCUGCUGAAGAUCAGCUACAUCACUGACAGCCUGCUGGAGGACUGUGACUCUCUUUACUGAAUGAUUACACAACCAUACACAUACAGAAAACGUUUACUUAGGCCACUUUCAGGACUUUACCUAGAUUCAGUUUCAACAGGGACUUUC
Molecule: messenger RNA, 1195 nt
Organism: Cheilinus undulatus (humphead wrasse)
Lineage: Eukaryota; Metazoa; Chordata; Actinopteri; Labriformes; Labridae
Product: glycerophosphodiester phosphodiesterase 1-like
Exons: 6
Coding region: 113-1108 (331 amino acids)
Biological process (GO): lipid metabolic process
Molecular function (GO): phosphoric diester hydrolase activity
Source: RefSeq, a predicted model, not a curated record